Chaetomium fimeti is the source of this 1394-nucleotide messenger RNA. RefSeq lists its product as uncharacterized. Gene Ontology annotation, cellular component: intracellular anatomical structure. Bases 276 to 1373 code for a protein of 365 amino acids. Lineage: Eukaryota; Fungi; Ascomycota; Sordariomycetes; Sordariales; Chaetomiaceae. Gene Ontology annotation, biological process: carbohydrate metabolic process; pentose-phosphate shunt, non-oxidative branch. The record is from RefSeq and is a predicted model, not a curated record. Gene Ontology annotation, molecular function: transaldolase activity. The transcript is spliced from 7 exons.
AGCGUUUGGUCCCGUCUUCGUUGUUGUGAAAGGGCGCUGCUGCCUUCCCGGUCCGGAAGAUGGAAUAUUCCCCGGUUCACGGGCCCGGUCUACGGCCCGAGGUACUCCACCCGGUCCGCUAUUCCCGGAUAGGUCCGGCGAGCCCCGGCUCAUUCGGUCAAGGCUCUGAGGCUAUUUCUUGAUGGGCUCAGAGUAGAUGACAAUACCCCCGCGGCUCCCGCACUUCCUCAUACCUUCAACCAGAUUCAGCACCGUACCGCCCACACAACUGCAAGAUGACCGCUACCCUACUCGACCAUUUGCGGACCCUGAGUGCCGUGGACUGUGACACGCUUGAUGCCGACGUGGCUGCGAGCCUUGGCCCAUUUGUCGACUGCACGUCAAACCAGGCCAUUGCAUUUGCCGAGUUAACAAGGGUCGACGACCAUGGGAAACCGCUUCACAACCAGUUUAUUACGAGGUCGCUGCAUGUUACUCACUGGCUAUUUGAAAAGCAGGCAGACGCAACAUUUGAGGAGCUGGCAGUCGAGCUGAUGAUGGUCGGCCUCUCCCUCGAAAUGGCCCCUCACACCACCGGCUACCUCCACGUGCAAACCAACCCGAAACUAGCUUAUGAUACCCAAAAAACCAUCAAGAAUGCCGAGAGGCUCAUCUCGCACGUCAACCAGCUCAGCAGCGUCCACACCCGCCGCAUCUGCAUCAAGAUCCCAUCUACCUGGGAAGGCCUUCAAGCCUGUCGCGAGCUCGAAAAGAGGGGUAUAACCACCCUCGCCACCAUCGUCUUCAGCCUCGAGCAGACCGCCCUCGCCGCAGCCGCCGGAUGCCGCUACAUCGCCCCCUACGUCAACGAGCUGCGCGUGCACUUUGACUCCGGCUACACCGACCCCUCCCCAGCCCUCCCCUUCACCGGCGCUGCCCAAGCCUACCUCAACACCCUCCCUCCGAAACCCAACCCCAGCUCCGCCCCCGCCAACCGAACCCAAGUGCUCGCCGCCUCCCUCACCUCCAUCGAGCAGGUCACCCAACUAGCCGGCAUCGCCCACAUCACCGUCUCCCCUCCGCUGCUGGCCGAGCUAGCCGCCACGCCCGUGGAGGGGUGGGCGGGGAUGAGUGGGGUUGGGGAGGUUGUGAGGCGUACUGCGGAGGAGGAAGGGGAAAAUAAGGAGAAGAAGGCGGUGGUAAGGGGGGAGAGGGAGAGGCUGGAGGGGUUGGUGGGGGAUGAGGCGGGCUGGCGGACGGCGUUUAGCCGGGCUGAGGGAGGGGAGUGCGAGAGGAAGUUGGUGGAGGCGCUGGGGAUCUUUGUGGAUGUGCAGGAUCGGUUGGAGGAGCUUGUGCGGGAGGCGGAGAGGGAGAGGAGAAGUGGGGAGGUUUAGAGGGGGGAUUGAAGGGUGCUU